AUGCCUCAGCUGCACUUCCGGCGCUACAUUGUGAAAUGUUACCUGACUUACAAUGCUGCAGUACCAAGAGGUCCUGGACGCCCUGCAGCUUAUGGUGUUGCUGCUGCUGCUGUUGUUGAUGGUGGUGAUGAUGAUGAUGAUGAUGAUGAUGAUGAUCAUGAUGAUAUAGAUAGCACACAUGAAGGAAUCCAAGGUUUUACUGAAGUGGAACUAGCGCCCGCUGCGGAAUGGGUGCUUUUCGGCGACGUGGUUCAGUUGCUGGCCACCGAUUUCCCAGUGGCGCUGUCGACGCUCAUCACUGAAAGGCAGGUGGACCGCGCGCAACAGUUGGUCACAGGAAGCCCGCUCGUCUGUUCGAAGCUGACGACUCCACCAUGCUUUCGAAAUACCUUCCGCAUUCGCAGUGAACAUGGAGAUGACUCCAGAAAUGGUGAACCUGUCAAAUUCAACCAAGACUUUGUUUUGUGUCCAGUUGAGAGCUACGGAAAUCUGCCUCUUUUUGUGGAGUCACGUAUCCCCCAGAUAAAUAUCGGAGUUGGGGCAUCUGGCUUUGCUGCUAUCAUGUUGUCCUGUUACAACAACACUUGUUGUCGAUGGCGAGCCCUGUAUUGGGAUUCCAGUAAACGCCCAGAGAGUGAAGGAUCACCAGUUCCACCUCACAGUAAAAUACUCAUCAAUCACUCAGCAUCCAAUAGAAAUCUGGCAGUUGAACCCGGUAUCUGGUUUCCAACAUUUUUUGGAAUGGAGUGUGAAGUAUCAGUUCAUACAUGCAAAGAUGCUCAAAGAAGAGAGACUGCAGAAAAUCAUUGGAUGUUUGGAAUUCAGAAGCCAGAUGACAUGAAAGUGGCAUGUUCAGAAGCUCCAUCAACAACUGUUGAUCAGCCAAAGGGUGAAAGUCAGCAGCCGGAUCCUGAAGAAUGACAGAGUCUAAUAUUUUCAUUACUUCUGUGAAACAUUUAGUUGUUUUGUAUUCUUCAUAUUUGUAUUGUGGAUCUGUAGAGAGAAAUUUUUAAAUAUUGUUUAUAAAAGGGCUAAGUUGUACAGGCAGUAGUUGUGUUGCUUACAUAUGUGCCUUAAAUGAUUUUGCAGCACAAUUUAAAUACUUUAGGUCAAAAGAGACUGCUCAUGGUAAAGCAGAGCUGUUGAGUUGGUAGGUGUACACAAAGAAAGCAAGCUUGCUAGUUUUCAGUGUUAUCCUUUGAUGAACUAGAGUGAAAUACACAAACACACUC
Molecule: messenger RNA, 1232 nt
Organism: Schistocerca piceifrons (Central American locust)
Lineage: Eukaryota; Metazoa; Arthropoda; Insecta; Orthoptera; Acrididae
Product: cilia- and flagella-associated protein 161-like
Exons: 7
Coding region: 1-921 (306 amino acids)
Biological process (GO): cilium assembly
Cellular component (GO): motile cilium
Source: RefSeq, a predicted model, not a curated record